Molecule: messenger RNA, 411 nt
Organism: Arabis nemorensis
Lineage: Eukaryota; Viridiplantae; Streptophyta; Magnoliopsida; Brassicales; Brassicaceae
Source: the annotation of a GenBank genome assembly
AUGUCCGAGGAGGAGGAAUCUUAUGAUUGGAGUUCGAUGCAUAGGGUUCUAAGCUUGUUUAGAGAUCUAUGUUUCGAUGAGAAUGAGCUAUGUGAAUUAGUCAUGAGAUGCCCAAGACUUGUUUUUGAGGAUUCAGGGGAAUGGACAUUGCUUCUAGCUGGGUGUCAAACGAAGUUUGGGUCAUCUAGAAGUGAAAUGUGGUCGUUUUUCUAUAAGUUCUCGGAAAUUCAGGUAAAGAGAUGUGUUUUGAAUAUAAGGCAUUGCUUCUUGUUUCUGGACCAAAUCAAGAUGGAGUGUGAUGAGAUCAGUGGACAACCUCUUUCUUUGGAUGUCAUCACAGUAGACAUUUAUAACACGAGAGCAUCCGUAUUUAAACAGGCCAUAGUUCAAGCUACAUCCUUUUGGGACUGA